Cynoglossus semilaevis (tongue sole) is the source of this 2547-nucleotide messenger RNA. RefSeq names its product solute carrier family 2, facilitated glucose transporter member 11-like. Gene Ontology annotation, cellular component: plasma membrane. Bases 38 to 1765 code for a protein of 575 amino acids. NCBI's taxonomy places the organism in Eukaryota, Metazoa, Chordata, Actinopteri, Pleuronectiformes, Cynoglossidae. Gene Ontology annotation, molecular function: D-glucose transmembrane transporter activity. Gene Ontology annotation, biological process: dehydroascorbic acid transport. The record is from RefSeq and is a predicted model, not a curated record. The transcript is spliced from 2 exons.
GUUUCUGCCUGGUUGCUACCGCUGCAGUCGCAAUUCAAUGACGAAAGCCGGUCUUAGGUUUAAACCAAUUAUAGCGCUUUGCGUUUGCAGACCGACGUACGACGGGAUGUGGCGGAACUUUACGCUCUCACUUGUAUCUGUCAGGCGAAUUUCCAUCAUCACCGCUGUGUUCGAGAAGCGAUUAUGUUUUCAGGGUUGUUACCUCGUUAUAUCUACUCAAACAGAUCACGUACAGGAACUGGAGCCUGUCAUUGAAGCGAUGUCACCCACGGGUGAUACAGAGUCAGAAGGCUCCAGGAGACCUGCAGGAAAUAUUAGAACCCUCACACUGACCGUCUUCUGUGCAGCUAUUGGAGGCACCUUCCAAUACGGUUACAACAUCUCUAUCAUCAACGCUCCUACCAGCUACAUCCAGGCCUUUAUCAAUGAUACCUACGCGCAGCGAUCGGGUACCGGUCUGCACGUCAACCAAGUGACUCUUAUAUGGACUCUGACAGUCUCGGCUUUUGCACUGGGAGGUUUGGUUGGUGCGCUGCUGGCCGGGCCAAUGGCAGUCCACCUGGGGAGGAAAAAGUCUCUGCUGGUUAAUAAUGUCUUCUUGUUUGUUGCUGCUGUACUUGUACUGACCUGCAAGCUGGCACAGUCCUUUGAGAUGAUCAUCGUAGCUCGACUCCUGGUGGGGAUAAACUCAGGUGUCAGCAUGAACAUCCAACCGAUGUAUUUUGGGGAGAGUGCCCCCAAACACCUCAGAGGAGCUGUGGCCUUUUCCUCGGCUGUUUUCACCGCAUUUGGGAUUUUUCUUGGCCAGGUUGUAGGACUCACAGAAGUGCUGGGCUCAGAGCCUCUCUGGACCUACUUACUUGCAAGUAAUGCCUUGCCAGCACUCUUCCAGUUGCUUACUCUUCCUUGGUUUCCAGAAAGUCCCAGAUACCUGCUGAUUGACUGUGGAGACAAAGAGGCCUGUCUUAAAGCAUUGACGAGAUUCCGUGGAGGGGAGACUCCAGCUUCAGAACUAGAGGAGAUGCUUCAAGAACAACAGCAGCAAGUGAUAAAAUCCAAUGGUGAUUCAAUGACACUUAUUUCCUUAUUUAAAGAUGCCAGUCUCAGACCUCAGCUGAGAACCAUCAUAGCCGCCAGUAGCGCCAUGAUGCUUUGUGGCAACGACUCCAUCUACUUCUACGCCUAUUACAUCUUUGUUGAAGCACGUAUCCCCCUGAACAAAAUCCAGUAUGCAACCAUCGGCACUGGGGCGUCUGAACUGACUGCUUCCAUACUGAGUAAUAUUCUGAUUGAGCGUGUGGGACGCAGGUACCUCCUCAUUGGGGGGUACAGUCUAAUGACUUGUUGGAUUAUAGUCUUCACCAUCGCCCUGAACCUCCGCAGCCGUGGGUUUGAUGGGAUGGCCGACCUCAGCAUGGCCUGUGUGUAUGCCUACAUUCUCAGCUUUGGUUUGGGUCCUGCUGGGGUCACAGGAAUUCUACCUGCAGAAAUAUUUGACCAGGCAGCUCGACCAGUGGCCUAUAUGGUUGCUGGUUCUUUUAUGUGGAUCAGCCUGUUUUUGGUAGGAAUGUUGUUCCCCUUCAUCAUCAAGGGUCUGGGCGACUUCUGCUUUAUUCCUUUCUUGUUUGUCUGUCUGUUGUCUGCUAUCUUCCAGGGGCUGACCCUGCCAGAGACUAAAGGCAAGACUAUUGCUGAAAUUACUGCAGACUAUCAGAUAAAGAGACAAAAUAAGAGACGUCAACAGCAGGAGGCAGUGGAGGGCUAAACGUUUGCUCCAUCACCCUCUUUCCCCUGCUGCCGACCUAACGGAGAGCAAAGUUAAGAGUUUUAGGAAUCACACUGUGUAAACUAAAGUAAUUACUUUGGUGUUUGCAUGGUCGUUGAGAACAUGCAAACACCCUAUAGGAAGACCAGGAAUACCUCACAUGUAAUUGCCUUCAGGCGUAAAGUGUGUUUCCAAUCUCAAGGACGUGAUCCAGACAAUCAUAUAAAUGAAAAAUGCAAAUGAAAAAACUCACUGAAAAGCUCUGAAGGUGGUCUCUGGGGUCAUAGAUAUAUACCAAUACAAUACAUACCAAUCGGCUUGUCAAAGGAAGAAACCAACUGUUGUCAAAUGCACUUUAUUCAAAUGUCUUAUGUUGGUGAAAACUGCAGCCUCAGGUUCUACCUCAGAUCUCAGCGUCUGCAGUGCAGCAAAGUAUCCACCUGAGGUCACCAAAGUCUUUUUAAUUAUCAUUGCGUCCUCAUUAAGAAGAAAAUGUCAGAAGGACUAUUUAUUUUUUACAAAUGGAAGCAAAUCGCAAUUUUAAUUGCAGGGAAAAUUCUGUCUAGAUGCUGGCUCUUGUAUUUAUGAAAACCUCUACAUAUAGCAUGAUUAAAAAAAACUAUAGUAUUUAAUUAUAUUUUAAUGCAUCUUAUUUGCACGGUCUAUGCCACUGUCUAAUUCUGUAAUGUACUGUAAAAUGGUGGUCUAGCAGGAAGAUGACUGUAAAAUGUAUUCAUUUAUUAAACACCAACACUGUAUAUGCAUCAGCAAAACAUCCUGAA